Gambusia affinis (western mosquitofish) is the source of this 871-nucleotide messenger RNA. It is a transcript of the gene creg1, whose product is annotated as cellular repressor of E1A-stimulated genes 1. The transcript has 5 exons. The record is from RefSeq and is a predicted model, not a curated record. Lineage: Eukaryota; Metazoa; Chordata; Actinopteri; Cyprinodontiformes; Poeciliidae. Bases 106 to 717 code for a protein of 203 amino acids.
CAGGAAGUGGAUUUAUUGCGACAGUCAGGAACGGAAGUUUGCCUUCUGUUUAUCUCUGCUCCUCGGCUCCGUGAGACCGACUGUCCUGCUGACACCGACCCGACCAUGAGCUCCGCUCUGUGGCCUACUCUCCUCCUCCUCGGCCUCUCCUGGGCCGGCCUCGGCUCCUCCUCCUGUCGGGUCCAGAUCCCUCCUCACGACCAGGUGGCCCGGGUGGCCCGCUUCAUUGCCCACCAGUGUGACUGGGCCUCCAUGGCCACGAUCUCCAGCCACAAACCGGUGAAGGGUCAGCCGUUCUCCAACGUCUUCUCGGUGAGCGACGGGCCCCACGGAACCAGCUCAGGGGUCCCGUACAUGUACCUGACUCACAUGGAGGUGUCGGUCCAGGACCUGCAGGUGAACCCCCAGGCGUCUCUCUCCAUGUCUCUGGCCCAGACCGAUUACUGCAAGCAGCAGGGCUUUGAUCCUCAGAGUCCGCUCUGCGCUCACAUCAUCCUGUCUGGAUCCGUCGUCGAGGUGAAUGGGACGGAGGCUGACUUCGCAAAGAAAGCUCUGUUCAGCCGACACCCGGAGAUGAUCGACUGGCCCACGGACCACAACUGGUUCUUUGCCAAGUUCAACAUCACUCAGGUGUGGGUGCUGGAUUACUUCGGAGGGGUGAAGACCGUCUCUCCUGAGGAAUAUUUUCAGGCGGCGCCCCACAGGAAGCACCACUGACGGAAUCAACCUUUGACCCGGAGUGAUGAUGAUGAUGAUGAUGAAGGCGUCCUCAGCCAAUCCUCUUUCUCUCUUCCUCUUAAAACUCUUCCACUUCAGCUUCCUCUGAUCAAUUAAUUAAUCAAUCAGAGUUAAUAAAAUGACUGCCGAAUCA